AUAUCUUAAUUUUUCAUAGCUGUUAAGUUUUAAUGUAUACCAAAUAAUUUAGAAGAUAAUGUGCAAAAAUAACUAACUUGGAGGUUAGUACUAUUUGAAGUAUUAGUAAUUUGAAAUCAAUUAAAAAAUCUCAGCUGCACCUUUGGUCCAUUGCUGUUAAACAUAAUAAGGAAGAAACGAACCUGAUAGAAAUGGCGGCGCUGGUGGCAGGUGUGCAGUAUGGUCUUUCGUCACACAGUAAUUUUUAUGAAAAUAAAUCUCUCAUCUUUGUCAAACUCACGGAUUCAGCGCAACGUGCCAUUGAAGAUUAUGUACGAAAUAGACACAAAAUUAAUGAAAAUCCUACAAUACAGUUCCUAGGAAACGAAGGGCAACUCUCUUUUCCGUCCAUUAAAUCAAACCACGGAAAUUUUACCUUCAGCCUAUCAAAUAAUCAAGAUAUUGAAGGCCCACAAGGAGGUUUUGAGUGUGUGCAACAAAUUGGACCAAAGAACUUAGAAAGUCUUGGCACGUUACCUUGCAAAAUGAGAAUCCAGGCAAACGAUGAUGUUUAUGAAACUACAAGGUAUCGUAUGCAUGUAGCUGAAGAAAAUAAUAAGAAUAAAUGCACACGCGUUAUAAAAGCUAGUGAACCAAUUGGUCGAAAAGUAAAAGUGAAAGGAACCUUGAGAACAAUUCCACCUCCAAGUUAUUCAAAUUUAAGUACAUCCUCAAGAAUUACCGAGUCCUCGACCAUUCCAGCUUCUAUUAAUACAUCUUCUAAAUUAACAUCUUUUAAAUCAACAUUUACCAAUUUAGCUCCUAUGCGAUUACAGUCUGAUGUUCAAAAGAAGUACAGCGAAAUAAUGCGAAGACCACUCAAUUUUUUAUUUUAUAGGGAACGGCUUAUUCAUCUUCUUGCAUUAAGGCCUUUUAAAAGACCCGAACUUUAUGAUCGCAUUAAUAGAGAAGGUAUUCGCGAAAAAGAAAAAAAUAUAAUCGCAACGGUAUUAAAACAAAUCGCUUUUAUGCGAGACAAUACGUACCAUUUACAUAGAUGUGUAUGGAAUGAUGUACAGGAAGACUGGCCCUACUAUACGGAACAAGAAAAGGCAAUGUUAAAAAGGCGAAAGCCUCAAAACUUAACACCACCUGGUUCAAGUGAUGGAGGAUCAAGUGGUAGUGGACAAUCGCCUAACUCCACUCAUCCAGGCUCUCCUCCAUCCAUUGCGGCUCCACCGCUAGGAUUGCUAGGUUCAAAAAGGCCGGGUUACUACCAAGGUAAUGAUGGUUUGCCAACAAAAAGACAACGAAUAUCCCAUUAUCGCAAACCUGAAUCAACUUAUUCUAACAGUUUAAGCGAUAAUUUAAAACCAAAUGGUCUUACUAAUAUAUCUAAUAAUUGGGAUCAUAAGAAACAAUUACGCCAUCAGUUACAUAAUUUUCACCAUCAACAACAACAAAGAAACAAUUAUACAAUAACAAAAUCCGAAUUAAUUCCUACUAGUGAUAGUGAGGAAGUCAAUUCCAAUGAACUGGAAGUCUUAAGCAAAUCAAAUAUUGUAAGCGAUUCGUUAUUAAAUAAUAGAAUUAGUUAUAAUAUCCAUAGUACUUUAGAUCACAAUAGUAAUCAUUAUUAUUAUCAGCAUCAAAACCAAGAACGGCAGCAGCAACAACAGCAACAACAGCAGCAUAAUAUUAAUAUCAGAAAAACAAUAAAUAGUAACGACGAGGAAGACAAUUUGAGUGUCAUAUCAGUAGAAGCUACUGAUGAAUUCAGUUCUGUACAAGUUGCUGUUAGGAGUGAUAAAGAUAACAAAAGUUUUAGGGAAAGUAGCCAGACGCGGUAUAAUUUGACCGAAUCAACCUAUUUAGAUAAAUCCUCUAACAUUAAAAUAUCUAAUAAUCCUAAUGAUAGUACUACUAGGGACUCCUUUUUAUCUUUCUCAGCUCCUACUUGCACUCGAAUUUCACCAGCUUCUUCAGAAAACUUUCGUAAUUCCGAGUUUUCUGAUUACCUGACAUGUUAUACAACAAUAAGUAGUUCUGAGCAGAGAACACGCUAUAAAGCUGAAUUUAAUGCUUACUAUAAAGAAUAUAGAAAAUUACACUUGCAGGUAGUUAAAAUAUCAAAGCAAUUUAGUCAAUUGGAAGAAGAGCUAAAGGAAAAAUUGGAUAAUGGAAAUACGGAAGGCUAUGAGGCAAUAAAGCAUCAAAUUCUUCAAGAGUAUGCUAGAACUAAGAAUGUGAAUGCUCGAUUUUAUUACCUACAUGAUAAAUUAGGCCACAUAAAAAAGCUUGUAUCAGAGUAUGAUGCACAGACACACCUGAGUUUAUCUAUGUUCAAUAACAAUAGUCAAAUAAUUAGUACUUCAGAAGUGAACGAUAAUACUUUUCAUCGUGAUGUUAGACAAACACGGUGUGUUUUUACUCGAAUUCCAUCAAAACCAUUUAUAUGUCCAUCUAAAAUGUCCCAUAUUAGCUGACCAACCAAUGUAAAUUAUAACUGAUUUAAUUAGCGUA
This is a messenger RNA of Ceratosolen solmsi marchali, 2502 nucleotides long. It is a transcript of the gene Su(Tpl), whose product is annotated as Suppressor of Triplolethal. The record is from RefSeq and is a predicted model, not a curated record. Gene Ontology annotation, cellular component: transcription elongation factor complex. NCBI's taxonomy places the organism in Eukaryota, Metazoa, Arthropoda, Insecta, Hymenoptera, Agaonidae. Bases 192 to 2465 code for a protein of 757 amino acids. Gene Ontology annotation, biological process: positive regulation of transcription elongation by RNA polymerase II; snRNA transcription by RNA polymerase II; transcription elongation by RNA polymerase II. The transcript is spliced from 10 exons. Gene Ontology annotation, molecular function: cis-regulatory region sequence-specific DNA binding.